This is a messenger RNA of Athene cunicularia (burrowing owl), 4234 nucleotides long. It is a transcript of the gene ITIH2, whose product is annotated as inter-alpha-trypsin inhibitor heavy chain 2. The transcript is spliced from 21 exons. Gene Ontology annotation, molecular function: serine-type endopeptidase inhibitor activity. Gene Ontology annotation, biological process: hyaluronan metabolic process. The coding region runs from base 86 to 2938 and encodes 950 amino acids. The record is from RefSeq and is a predicted model, not a curated record. NCBI's taxonomy places the organism in Eukaryota, Metazoa, Chordata, Aves, Strigiformes, Strigidae.
CUGAGAUGUUUCCUUGAACUUGUCUCAGAGAAGGAAAGAUCUUGUGCCUAGUACCUAUGCGGGCUGAUCUCAGGAGACAAGCAGAAUGAAAAUGAAGCAUCUGAUCUGCUUCCUGAUUUUGUUCUUCAUUUCUGGAGUAGGAAGCUUUGAUCUUGUUAUCGACGAAAUCCCAGAUGAAGUGGAGAACCUGAUUGACCUAGAAAUCGAUGGAGUUCCUCCAAGCUCCAAGACGAGGAAUGGCAGGUACCAGCGAAGUACAUCUGACUGGGGGUAUGUUGGAGACCUGGUGGAGGAUGAUGACAAGAUAGGUCUUUACAGCUACAAAGUUCAAUCCACUAUAACGUCACGGUUGGCCAACACAAUGAUCCAAGCCAAAAUGGUGAAUAAUGCAAAACGGUCCCAGCACAUAGUGUUUGAUGUACAAGUCCCCAAAGGAGCUUUUAUUGACAACUUUACUAUGGAUGUCAAUGGUAUAACAUUUACCAGCAAAAUUCGGGAAAAAUCUGAAGCCAGAAAAAUGUACUCUCAAGCAAAAGCCAAAGGCAAAGCUGCUGGAAUAGUAAGGAGCAAUGCCUUGGAUAUGGAAAACUUCCAAACCGAAGUGAAUGUGCCCCCAGGGACGAGGAUCCAGUUUGAACUUCACUACCAUGAAAUGAUUCGGAGGAAACUGAGCUCUUACGAGCACAUCAUCUCAGUGAAGCCAGGACGUUUGGCAAAGCACAUGGAGGUGGAUGUUCGCAUUAUUGAGCCGCAGGGACUUCGCUAUGUGCAUGUUCCUAAUUCCCUCGGAGAUCAUUUUGAUGGAAUCACCACCAUCUCCAAGGGAGAGAAAAAGGCUCAUGUUUCUUUCAAGCCAACGAUGGCUCAACAACGAAAAUGCCCCACGUGCUCAUCCACAGCAGUAGAUGGAAAUUUUGUGGUGCAAUAUGAUGUGAACAGAGAAACCACAGGUGGAGAAUUGGAAAUUUUUAAUGGCUAUUUUAUUCACUUCUUUGCUCCGGAAAAUCUUGAUCCUCUGCCCAAAAACAUUUUAUUUGUUAUAGAUGUCAGUGGCUCGAUGUGGGGACUGAAAAUGAAACAAACCAUCGAGGCCAUGAAGGCAAUAUUGAGUGAGCUCCGUGCUGCUGAUCAGUUCUCCCUUAUUGACUUCAACCACAAUGUCCGAUGCUGGAGAGACAAUCUAGUCUCAGCCACCCCAGCCCAGGUUGAAGAUGCUAAGAAGUACAUCCAGACAAUCCAUCCCAACGGGGGCACAAAUAUCAAUGAAGCUCUUCUCCGAGCCACAUUCAUCCUGAAUGAAGCCCAAAACUUAGGCAUGUUGGACCCUAACUCAGUCUCCAUGAUCGUAUUGGUGUCUGAUGGAGACCCAACAGUAGGUGAGCUAAAGCUGACGACGAUCCAGAAGAAUGUGAAGCAGAGCAUAAAGGAUGAAUACUCUCUCUUCUGCCUCGGGAUUGGGUUUGAUGUAGAUUACGAUUUCCUGCAGAGAAUCGCGACUGACAACCGCGGCAUGGCCCAGAGGAUUUUUGGAAAUCAGGAGACUUCUGCCCAAAUGAAGAAUUUCUACAACCAGGUCUCCACCCCACUCUUGAAGAAGAUUCAGUUCAACUACCCCCAGGAGUCAGUGUCAGACGUCACCCAGAGCAGCUUCCACAACUACUUUGGUGGCUCGGAGAUAGUAGUAGCUGGGAAGGUGGACACAGAAAACCUGCAGCACUUGGAAAGCGUUGUCACAGCGACAGCAGCAAAUGCAGAGCUCGUCAUGGAAACCCUGCGAGAUGUUGAAGAACUGGAUGGCUUCAUGAAGAAAGACAAAUACGCAGAUCCUGAUUUCACUAGGAAGCUGUGGGCCUAUCUGACUGUCAACCAGAUGAUGGCAGAGAGAAACACAGCCCCCACUGCAGCUUUGAAGAGGAACAUCACCAAAUCCAUCCUACAGAUGUCUCUUGACCAUCAUAUUGUUACCCCCUUCACAUCCAUGCUGAUAGAGAACGCCGAAAAGGAUGAGAUAAUGCUGGCAGACCAGCCCAAAGACCCCAGAAGGGGCUGCUGCCCAGGUACUCUAGGAUUAACUCCAAAUGCACCUAAUAACAACAAAGGUAUUCCAGCCUGGGCCAAUGUCACGGCUGUACCAGUCAGCUUCAUGCCUGAGCAAAGGAGUCCUCCUGUGUCCUCUCUGAGCAUAAACAGAGUUGACAAUGACCCACAUUUCAUCAUAUACCUGCCCAAGAGCCAAAUGAACAUCUGCUUCAAUAUCAACUCAGAUCCUGGAAAGAUCCUAAACUUGGUUUCUGAUCCUGGUACUGGAGUUGUGGUCAACGGGCAGCUUGUCGGGGCCAAGAAAACAGAGAAUAAGAAACUCAACACAUACUUCGGCAAAAUUGGGUUUUAUUUCAAAAACAAAGGCUUGAAAGUGGAGAUCACCACAGAAACAAUAACGCUGAAAGAUGGAUCUUAUGGCAUCACACUGACCUGGUCUGACACGGGGCACAUCAUUCGGAAACAGCUUCUCAUAUCUGUAAAGAAAGAAAGCAAUGUUACUAUCACCGUGGGUGAGGAGAUGUCCUUCAUGGUUUUGCUGCACCGUGUGUGGAAGAAUCACCCAGUUAACGUUGACUUCCUGGGAAUCUACAUUCCCCCUGAAAACCAGUUCUCUCCUGAAGCCCAUGGGCUGAUAGGUCAGUUUGCGUCUGAACCAGAAGUGUAUAUCCACCACCAAAGACCUGGGCAAGCUCCAGGGAAACCACAAGCCACCAUGGAAGUGAAAGGCAACAAGCUCACUGUUACCAGGGGAUUGCAGAAGGACUACAGGACGGAGCGCGUGCUCGGGACUGACGUGCAGUGCUGGUUUGUGCACAACAGCGGGAAGGGUUUCAUAGACGGCCACUACAAGGAUUACCUCGUCCCCCACCUGUACAGCUUUCUGAAGAAACCCUGAAUGCUCCAACACAAAACCAGUUUGUUACAAAAAAUUCUUAUCUGCUCCUUCACGCCCAAACAACUCUUCUGAACAGCAGCUGUGAGCCUAGCCCGAUCAACUGAAGGCUACUUCACCACCAUUUGCUUUAUAAAUGAUCAGUGUUUCAAAGCCAUGUGACUAACUCCCUUUUCUGUUAAAAAAAUGAAAUCUGUAAUAAAGUGACCUGCUGGGUUGUAGUAGGUAUCUUGCUCUUGCCACGUCUGAUUUAGUAGAUAUUAAACCCCAUUUAAAAUGUCAGCUGUUUUUGUAAUAUACAUUUCACAGACUUGUAGCAGCAUGGUGGCUCCUGCAGUAUCGCUGACGCACAUGACCAGAUUUAAUACUUACACCUUCGCUUUUUCAGACUUCUAGGAAAAUGUAAAUUGUGCACUGCUGGACUGGGCAAAAAGGAGGAUAUGCAUUAGAUACGAGAGAAAUUUAACAGAAAAAUUAACACGGGCUCUGCAGUGGGUAUCAUGAGGAGUCUCCAGUCUUUAAGGAUGGGUUAACCAGUGACAAGGAGUGUUCUUGAAAUAUGUGAUGCUGUCAUACAGCAGGAAAAUUAAUUACAUGAGUCUUAAUACAACCUCCAGCCUAUUUUUUGUGAAAAUUUCAGCAUCACAGUGGAGUUCACACACAGAUACAAAUCUGGGAAAGCAGGAAACAGGCUAUACAGGAAUCACCAUCAAUACUAAAAGCUUCCCUUGCAGUGGGAUUAGCUCCCAAAAGAUGCCUUGCUCUUCCAGAGUACUCAGCAAUGAGUGAGAUCAGGAGUGAGACUAAUUUACACAUCCAUGUACUUAGAGCCAGAUUUAAAACUCUGCUUUCCAGCAACCUUAGGAAAAAAACUGUUGGCCAGAUUCUUCUCAGCCACCCUAACCUAGAAAGGUGAUUCAAAUAACCUACUUGCCCUUCUGAAGUUCAGUUUCCUUCACUUACGAACUAAAGGCUGGUAGAUGAUCUUUCUUGCAGCCGUGGUGUCAGGAGUGAGGAUCAAUACGUUUUAAGUGUCCCUUCAAAGUAACUCUCAAAGCAUAAGCAACUUCCCUACAAACCAUUUAUUGCUGCUUUGAACUCAUUAAUUAGCUUUAGCCCCUACAGCAUCCUGCAGCAGUGAGUUCCCUAGUUUAACCAGGCUCUGUUUGGGGGGAGGAAAAACCUGUUGAGUGUGGUUUUAAAUCCCCAAAUCAGUAAUUCCACUGUCUGUUUCCUUGCUUGUAUGUGACUACAAGCAGUGAAUAAUCUCUUCUCCACACCAUUUGUGACUUGUCUAUU